CCUCAAGAAAGAAAGACACCCACACACUACCCAGUCUACCCUGGUCUUCAAGAUCCCCGUUUGCCAAAACCAACGUCUCCCCCUCUAUAAAGAAUCAUCUGGAGUCAAAGCUACUAUCAAUGAACCUUAAGAACUACUGGUAGAUUCUAUUUCUUUUUUUAUUCCCAAGAAAAUGCAUUCGAAAUUCCUAAACGCUCCUCCAUCCUUUCCAUUAACCCCACAGCACGCCCAUCAAGCUUUCCCGAAAUUUAUUUCAUGUGUCAAGAACUCAUCAUCAUCUUCUUCUUCUUCGUCGUCGUCGUCAGAGAACAAAAAUGGGUUCAAGAUUCUGGGUAAAUCUUUGGCUGAUUAUAAGACGAGGCUAAACGACUUACAUGGCAAUUUGAUGCAAGACCAUAUAAACAUCUGGGUAUCAAAGACGACGAACUUUCUGAAUGAAUUGACUUCUCCACAAGAUAAAAACCCCCCAAUCGAUAAUUCGUACGAGACUGAUGACGUGGAGGAAGUCUUCAUGACAGAGCACACUAUUGACAGCAGAACACCAUCGGGAGAUCUUUCUAUAGUUGCUAUUAUUUCCAUUGAACAAUUUAGCAGGAUGAACGGAUUAACUGGGAAGAAAAUGCAGACGACAUUUAAAGAGCUUGUGCGUGAAAGUGUGUCUAGUAAUGCUCGUAAUUUGGUGGAGUAUUGCUGCUUUAAGUUCUUGUGUAGAGAUACUUCAGAAAUUCAUCCUUCCCUUAAGGAGGCAGCUUUUCAAAGACUGAUAUUUGCAACCAUGCUCGCAUGGGAGCAUCCUUACAGAAACAGCAAAGACGAUAAAGUUCCAUUUCAGAGGAAGCUUGUAGGAGAAGAGGCGUUUGUUCGCAUUGCUCCUUCUGUUUGUGGGGUAGCUGAUUGGCCAACUGCACAUAACCUUUUCAAGGCUCUUUCUGGUGCUCAAAAAGGCAUCUCAUUUCGUGUGUGGUCAACAUAUGUCAAUGAACUUCUCAAAGUGUAUGAAAGAAGGAAAUCAUAUCUUUUAGAGGAGAUUCCUGAUAUUGGUGAUGAGAGAAUUUUAUGCCUUGGUUCUGGAAGUAAAAGACCUGUUCUUAAAUGGGAGAAUAACAUGGCAUGGCCUGGAAAAUUAACUCUCACUGAUAAAGCACUUUACUUUGAAGAAAUUGGUUUGAGGGGUAAACGUGAUGCCAUUAGAAUGGAUCUUACAUGUCAUGGUUGUAGGGUAGAGAAAGCUAAGGUGGGCCCAUUUGGGUCUAAUCUUUUUGAUUCAGCUGUCUCCAUUACUUCUGGCUCAAAGUCCAAAUCAUGGAUACUUGAAUUUGUUGAUUUUGGAGGUGAAAUGAGGCGAGAUGUAUGGCAUGCAUUCAUAAAAGAAGUCAUAUCUGUACACCAAUUCGUACAAGAUUUUGGACCCAAAGAAAAAGAUCAAGCGCUACACAAUGUAUAUGGUGCUAAAAAGGGUAAGACAAGGGCAACAGAUUAUGCCAUUAAUGGCAUUGCAAGACUUCAAGCUCUUCAAAUCAUUAAAAAACUCUUGGAUGAGCCUACUAAACUUGUUCAGUUCUCAUAUUUACAAAACGCACCCUAUGGUGAAAUUGUCCUACAAACUUUAGCAGUAAACUUGUGGGGUGGACAAUUGACCACAAGAUUAACAGACUCUAAUAAACCAGGUCAAGGGAUGAUGUCACCUGGUGAGGUGUCAGAAGUUUAUAGUAAUCAUGUUUAUGAUAUUGAUGGAAGUGUGUAUUUAAGGAGGUGGAUGAAGCAUCCAUCAUGGAAUUCUAGUGUUAGUAUUGCUUUUUGGAAGAAUGCUUCUGUGAAACAAGCAAUUGUGUUGAGUAAAAGUCAUGUUGUUGAUGAUAGAAAUUUGGUAGAAAAGGCGAUGAUUACAUGUAGGGAUAAAUAUCAAGUGGUUGAAAGCACACAAGCCACCAUUGAUGCUGCUAUGAUUGAAGGGAUUCCUAGUAAUAUCGAUCUUUUCAAGGAGCUUUUGCUACCUUUGACUAUGGCUGCUAAGAGCUUUGAGAAACUUAGAAGAUGGGAAGAACCAUAUUUGACUGCAUCUUUUCUUGCAUUUUCAUAUACACUCAUUUUCAGAAAUUUGUUAUGUUAUGUGUUCCCAACAUCAUUAAUGGUGUUAGCAAGUUGCAUGUUAGUAGUAAAGGGGUUAAAGGAACAAGGACGCCUUGGAAGAUAUUUUGGGAAAGUUACUAUAUGUGAUCAACCACCAUCUAAUACGAUUGAGAAGAUUAUAGCUGUGAAAGAAGCCAUGAGUGAUGUAGAAAAAUUCAUGCAAACCCUAAAUGUUUCACUUCUUAAAAUCCGUACAAUUCUUCUUGCAGGACAACCAAAGAUAACAACAGAAGUUGCUGUGGUUCUGUUUUUUGGGUCUGCUACUCUACUCAUCAUACCUUUCAAGUAUAUUCUUGCGUUUUUUACAUUUGAUCUCUUCACAAGAGAACUUGAAUUCAGGAAAGAAACAGUUAGGAGGUUCAAUAGGUUGUUGAAAGAACGUUGGGACACUGUGCCUGCUACCCCUGUAUCUGUAUUGCCAUUUAUGUCCAAAAAUGCUGCUGCUGAUCAUGCCAUGGAUGAUGAAAAGAAGGAAAGAAACAAUUUGCUGAGUUCAGAAAAAUCUCGGAAAAAACAAUAAGUUUGGUUCUGUUUCUUGUUUUAUUCUCUGAUUAAACCAGUUGAACAUUUAAGGGUUCGUUGUACAGAGUGUUUUAAAACACUGAAAUAGUAGUGUUUUAGCAUAAUCAAACAUUCAUUCA
Messenger RNA from Lactuca sativa (garden lettuce), 2771 nucleotides. RefSeq lists its product as uncharacterized. The record is from RefSeq and is a predicted model, not a curated record. NCBI's taxonomy places the organism in Eukaryota, Viridiplantae, Streptophyta, Magnoliopsida, Asterales, Asteraceae.